Penicillium maclennaniae is the source of this 291-nucleotide messenger RNA. RefSeq lists its product as uncharacterized. Lineage: Eukaryota; Fungi; Ascomycota; Eurotiomycetes; Eurotiales; Aspergillaceae. The record is from RefSeq and is a predicted model, not a curated record. Bases 1 to 291 code for a protein of 96 amino acids. The transcript has a single exon.
AUGUGCCGCCAAUACUUCACCCUCUACGAAUGGUGUCAUUGCAAAGAAGACGCAGGAACCAGCGUCUGCGCAGGUCACCGACGAAACAACUGUCCCGGAAUUAGCAUUGAAACGGUUCACAUGCACUGCUUCUGCAACUCGCACGCUACACGUGGUUUCAAGACGCAGAAGCAGACGAAUAAGGCGGAAGAGAAGGAAAAGCGCCGAUCACAGGAUUCCCUGGAUGAGAAGACUUCCCUUGGAAGAAGGUGGUUCCAAUGGUACCAGUGGAGGGUGCCGAGGUUGAGGUAG